Molecule: messenger RNA, 2003 nt
Organism: Clupea harengus (Atlantic herring)
Lineage: Eukaryota; Metazoa; Chordata; Actinopteri; Clupeiformes; Clupeidae
Product: alpha-(1,3)-fucosyltransferase 7-like
Cellular component (GO): membrane
Molecular function (GO): alpha-(1->3)-fucosyltransferase activity
Source: RefSeq, a predicted model, not a curated record
AUUACACUCUGAAAUUUGACCAUGUAUUGUCCCCCCCUACAAUGAAAUGGGAUCUCCGCCCCUGCUUGUGAGCCGUCAUUCAGUGGCAUGGCCCACAAUAGUCUUCGUGCCAUGUUCAUCUUCACAGACAAAGGAGAGGGCAGAGCUGCUGGCAAGCAGAUUGAAAGAGACACACACCCUUUCAUAUCAAAGAGAACUACACACAAAGAGAACUGCACACAAAAAACAUCAUGCGACUUCCCCAUCGACUGGUUCUGGUGACACUCCUGGUUUCAUUUGUCAUUCUCUUUAGGAUCCUGGUGAACCAGUGGCUGUCAUUUGAGGCCAGUGUUGAAACUGUUGAAAGUGCUCAAAGUCUUGAAAGGGCUGUCACCACUGAUGCUAAUGUAGGCACAAAAAAUCACACAAUUUUAGUGUGGCACUGGCCAUUUGGGGACUCAUUUAAUCUAGAUGGUGACUUCUGCAAGGACAAAUUCGGGGUGCCCAAUUGCAUCAUGGUGGAUGAUCAGUCCCGGUUGACUGAGGCAGACGUUGUGAUUUUUCACAACCGUGAGCUGAUCCAAGGCCAACAAAGGUUACCUGUGAGCCUCAAACGCCCAGUGAAGCAGAGGUGGGUCUGGCUGACCAUGGAGAGCCCAGCGAACAAUGGGGACGUGAAGCCCUUUGCUGGAUACUUUAACUGGACCAUGACCUACCACCAGGAUGCAGAUAUGUAUUCGCCCUAUGGGUUUAUGGUGUCAAAGGACUCCGAAACUGAAGAGCCACUUGAGAGUCUCAUUCCAAAGGACAAGACUAAUUUGGUAUGUUGGGUGGUGAGCAACUUUUCACCGCACCAUAAAAGAACUGCUAUAUACGAAAAGCUGAAAACUGUGAUACCAAUCGAAGUGUAUGGUGGAGCAGUAAAUAAGCGUCUAGAUGAUAAUACUCUGUUACCUACAAUCUCUCGCUGCUUCUUCUACCUGGCCUUUGAAAACUCUGUCUUCAGGGACUACAUCACAGAGAAGUUAUGGCGCAAUGCCUACAUGAGUGGAGCUGUGCCUGUAGUCUUUGGUCCUUCUCGAGAGGAGUACGAAGCAGUGGCACAAAAAGAUUCCUUCAUCCACGUAAAUGACUUCAACUCCGUAGAGGAGCUUGGAGAAUUCCUCAAGACGCUGGCUGCGGACAGGGAACGCUAUGCCUCAUACUUCAAUUGGAGACGUAAAUACACUGUUGAAAUUAAACACUGGGUGGAGCUUGCAUGUAAGUUCUGCCCCAAAAUUAGCAGCAUGCCACCACUUAAGGUGUAUGAGGACAUAGAUGCUUGGCAGAAGUAAUAUACCUUUCUGAAAGUCAAAGCUCAUUGUUACAGCAGGGGAGGCCUAGGGGUUGUCUAGGGUCUUUAAAAAGGGAUUUUUUACGUGGAGGCUCUCUGUUGGUAACUUUGAACAAAUGGAACUAAUCAAAACAACUAAAAAUCAUAGCAGCUAAGACAUUAUGCCAAAUUGAUAUAGGUUUGUGGGAGUGGGGCCUAGUGAAGGUGUCAGGAAGUCCUCUUUUUCCCAUACAUCUUCUUUUUGCAGUUUAGACUAUUUUCUUCUAUUCUUUCUAUUUUCCUCUGUGGUGGAAUGACCAACCAAGUGCUGUCCGUUCUUAACACAGCCUUGGAACCUUCAAGAAGCAUUUCAAAACUCACCUUUUUUACACAGCAUUUGUGUAAUAUAAUAUAAUUUUUAAUAUAAUCAUAGUUUGGGUGUUUGGUAUUUUGUUAUUAUUGUAACGUGCAAGGAGUUGCAAAUGCUUCCGGCAUGCAGGACCAAGGGACCUUAAAGUAGCUCUCAGAGUGGGGACUGUUUAUUUGGUUAUCUUGACUGUUCUGUUCGAGAAAAAUGUGGUUUAUGUCUCCCUUUUGUGCCUUCAGUGUGUGUAAGUGUUAUCCAUUUGGUGGUGUUUCAUUGUUGGUUGAUACUUGACCGUCAGUGUCUUUAAUAUUUUACCUCCCUUUCAUUCAUUCAUUCACUCGUUGU